Cephus cinctus (wheat stem sawfly) is the source of this 1808-nucleotide messenger RNA. RefSeq names its product probable asparagine--tRNA ligase, mitochondrial (gene AsnRS-m). Gene Ontology annotation, biological process: asparaginyl-tRNA aminoacylation. Gene Ontology annotation, cellular component: mitochondrion. NCBI's taxonomy places the organism in Eukaryota, Metazoa, Arthropoda, Insecta, Hymenoptera, Cephidae. The transcript is spliced from 4 exons. The record is from RefSeq and is a predicted model, not a curated record. Gene Ontology annotation, molecular function: asparagine-tRNA ligase activity; nucleic acid binding; ATP binding. The coding region runs from base 419 to 1675 and encodes 418 amino acids.
CUCUCUGUCCUAAGUAGUUGAAUUUCUUUAUCAGUAGCUUUUUCGUGCUCGUUGGUUGUAAUUGGAACUUGGUGACGCCUUUGGUUCGCACGUUGUGUAGAUAAGAGAGGAAAGCUCGAUUAAUUUAAUUCUAUUUUAUAGCAUUUAUUCUCUGAAGAUUUGUUCAAAGUAAAUUACAAGAGGCAUUCCUUUCAUUAUGAUACUAAGAAAUUUUUCGAGGAUAUUUUCUUCAAAGCUAAUCUCAAAACGCGAGGCACACAACUUUGCGAGAAUUGCUGAGGCUAAUGCGAAAGAAGCUGUGGGGAAGCGCACCUUGGUAAAGUUGUUGUUCGUUAACGCUUUCUCGGGAUGGAGAUUUUUCUGAAUGCCUCUAAUAGCUCGUAUUUUCGAUUAGGGAUGGAUUCGUGCGGUACGCAAGAUGAAAGAUAAUAUUUUUCUUGAUAUCAAUGAUGGCUCCUGCUGUGAGUACUUGCAGGUUGUUGUACCAAAAUCUAACAAACCAAAUAAUUUGACUUAUGGAAGUAGUGUGUCUGUAGAGGGAGAGCUGGCAUUAGCUCCUAAUGGCAGAACGGAGUUACGUGCUGAAUCAAUUUCUGUUAUCGGUGCAUGCGAUGUAACAAAUGGAUAUCCAUUUGUACCAAGAAAACAGUACAGCACAGAAUAUGUUAGAAAGUUCUUACACUUAAGACCCAGGACAAGAGGUUUUGCUAGCGUACUUAGAUUAAGAGAUAUAGCCUCUUCCGCUGUUGCUGAUCAUUUUAGAGAAAGAAGUUUUAUUAAUGUACAUACACCAAUAAUAACAUCAAAUGAUUGUGAAGGGGCAGGUGAAGUCUUCUUGGUGAGACCUGAUUCACAUGAAAUUUUGACAAGUAUGAAAAAAGACAAUAUACCUGAGGAACAGUCAUACUUUGACACUAAAGCAUAUCUCACUGUAUCAGGUCAAUUGCAUCUAGAAGCUCUUGCAAGGGGACUUGGAAAGGUUUAUACGUUUGGUCCAACCUUUAGAGCUGAAAAUUCUCGUACGCGAUUACAUUUGUCAGAAUUUUACAUGAUAGAAGCUGAAAUGGCAUUUGUUGACGAUAUUGAAGAAGUUGCCAGGGAAGUGGAGCUUCUCGUUAAGUUUGUAACUAGGGCCUUAGUCGACAAGGGUGCUUCUGAUAUGAAUAACAUCGACGCAUCUGAGCCAAAAUGGCUCAAUGAAAAAUUUGGAUUAAUAACUUACGACGAAGCAUUAAAAAUCCUAGAUAAUCACGCAGAUCGUAUAACCUUUCCAAUCAGACAUGGAGAUAAUUUGUCAAAGGAGCAUGAAAUGUUUCUCGUGCAACAUAACAAUGAUGUUCCAGUUUUUGUCAUAAACUGGCCAAAGGAAAUAAAACCAUUCUAUAUGAAAGAAUGCUCCAAUGAUUUAUCAAAGGUAGCUGCGUUGGACCUCUUGGCUCCUCAGGUGGGAGAACUCGUAGGAGGAAGCGUACGUGAAGAUGAUUACGAGAAAUUACAAUUCAAAUUAUCGACAGUACCAAAUCUCGCGUGGUAUUUAGAAUUAAGAAAAUAUGGAAAUAUUCCAACAGCUGGUUUUGGAGUGGGCUUCGAAAGAUUCUUACAAUGCGUCUUAGGCAUAGCCAGUAUCAAGGAUACAAUUCCUUUUCCAAGAUGGCCACACAAUUGUAAUCUGUGAACAAUUAUUGCAGACUAUCAUUAUAGUCAUACCAUAGAAGCAAAAGCUCAAAGCUUCAACGAAUUGACUUAACAGGAAUGAAAGGUGUUCAAUGUUAUAGAAAAAAGAAAAAAAUAAGACACUUAAAACUUUU